CGCGCAGCGCCCCAAGCUUCCGGGGAAGGAAAAAAAAAAAAAAAAAAAAACCCCACUCGGUGACGUCACAACUAAGCGCGCACAGGUUGGGUUCGUAGUGGGGAAUUGGCGGUUUUUGGGCCCCGUGUCCCGUUUCCUUGUCGGGCGGUGACGUAGGAGGUGCUUACCGAGUGGCGCCCACCGGGAUACGUCACAUGACACACCGGCUCCGCCAUGGGCUUCCUCAAACUCAUCGAGAUCGAGAACUUUAAGUCGUACAAGGGACGUCAGAUCAUCGGGCCAUUCCGCAGGUUCACAGCCAUCAUCGGGCCCAAUGGAUCCGGUGAGUAAGGCGGCCAAGGGCUGGCACGUCCUGGGCUUACUGCCCAGCUAAACAGCAAGAUAGCCGUGCAUCAUGGGAAACGUAGUCCACUGUGGCCAAGGUUUAGCCAGCAGCAGCAUAGGACAUGGGCAGGCACCCUCUGGCACUCCAGAUGUUGUGGACUAGAUUUCCCUAAAAGCUUGUGCAGCCAUAAUGCUGGCAAAGCAUCAUGGGAGAUGUAGUCCACAGCAUAUGGAGUGCCAAAGGGUGCCCACACCACAUUGUAAACGGCAGGCAGUUGGCAACUUUUGGCAUUCCAGAUGUUCUGGACUAGAUUUCCCUAAAUCAGGCAUGGGCAACCUUCGGCCCUCCAGAUGUUUUGGACUACACCUCCCAUGAUGCUUUGCCAGCGUUAUGGGUGUAGGAGCAUUAUGGGGGAUGCAGUCCGCCGCAACUGGAGUGCCGAAGGUUGCCUAUCCUUGCCCUAGAUGCUUGUGCAGCCAUAAUGCUGGCAAAGCACCAGGGGAGAUUUUGUCCUCAACAUCUGGAGUAACAAAGGUUGCCUACACCUGGUAUAUAGGGUGUAAUCUACCUGGCGGUAAUUUCUUAUUUGAGUCAUUGUUAUUGGUAGCAUCUGCCCAAGGAAGCAAAUGUAGGCAACCUUCAACACAAACUUCCAGUGGUUGUGGACUACAUCUCCCAUAGUGCUCUUCAAGCCAUAUUACUGGAAAAGCAUUAGGGGAGAUGUAAUCCACAUACGGAGUGCUGAAAGUCGCCUUCCCCUCGUUUAGUGUAUUCAGUUGUUAAUAGUCACACGUUGUUUACCAACACAAUGUUACAUUUUAUAAGUUACAAUGUUGCUACAAGUAAACACGAUACAGAAACCUUCUGCAAAAAAACGAAUCACUUCCUAGUAAUGGACCUGGAAGUGAUGUAGGGAUAUAUUUCUUACACGAUAUCUUUUGCAGAACACAAUCCUUUUUUUAAGAGACACUCCAGGUUGCAACUGACCCAAAUGUAGAGCAGGCAUUUGAAUCUGCUCAGAAAAACACAAAAGAAACUGUCAUUUAAAGUUGAACUGUCACUUUCAGAGAAGUGACCUUACAUCCUUUCCUCUCCCCUCUCCCACCCCCCCUCCAAAAAUAGAGCGGGUACCCCAUGAUGAUUUUCAUGUACUGUGAAAUGCAAUAGUACCAAGUAUGUGCAGUGUAAACCGCAAGUAAAGUUUAAAAAAAAAAAAAAAACAUAAGCCCAGCAUUGUGGAUCACACUGUCUCUUACAUCCAAUGUAAAUAGACUGAAAAGGCAAAACUCAAGAGACCAGGCAAUUGCCCGGAGCACCUGUCUUGCAAAGACUUCCUAUUGAGCUGCAUUGGGAAAUCUGUGAUUGGACAGCCACAGAAUGUCUGGGAGGAGGAACAAGAGGAAGAUCGGCAAAGGAUGAUAUCUGCAGCUUUUGCAAGCAGUUUUAGAUAUUCUUCCAAUGAAAAAAUACAUAAUUUAAAUGCUUUCAUUGGCGGUAUAUCCUCUAAACAGUGAUUUUUAUUUUUUACAUUUUGGGCAAUGGAGUGUACCUUUUAACUUGCGAAGUAGCUGUUGCAAGGAUCACAAUGUGCAUUGUGGCCGUGCUUUUAACCAUGUGUCCGUUCUGUGUAAUUUGUACUAUAACUGUUGCAAAAAUAUAUAGCUUGUUCAAAUAUAUGUAAAGUGCUUUAUGGGUAAUCAAUUUAAAUUCAAGUAGGUUGUCAAGUGUAUAAACGUGAUAGUAUAUUUGUUUUGGCAGUAUUCUUAUCACACACAUUUUUCCACAGUUGUGUACAUGAGGACUUGUACUUUAUUAUCUUCUGUACUUGUCCCAGUCUUUUCAUUUAUUUAUAAUAACUAUAGAUCGUGCUUUAAACCCAAUAAAUAGUACUUGCAUUUUAAGUUGCAUAGUUCCAUAGUAAUCUAGUUUUAAUAAAUAGUCGUCCAUAAUAAAGUCCAUCAAUUUCAACCUUUAAAACACUUCUAUUGUUUUUUUUUUAAAUAGUUUUAUUCGUGCAUAGGUUAAAUAAGCAUGGUUGCACUGCUACAAAAGCUGGUGCAAGCAGCUCAUUAGGUAUAGUAUAACAGUUGUGUGGCAUUGAAAAUAUUUUGUUAAUGUAAAUAAACAAGCUUAAAACUAAUGUCUUCAUGUCACAGCAGUGAACUGGAAAUAUUGAGAUAUGUCAGGGGUAACGUAGGCAUGAGGCUGUCUGAACAAAUCCAGUAUCUUAUUUAAGUAACAAGCUAGGUAGUCAACUAUGAUAUCUUGUGAGUGAAACCACUAGGAUGUGAUUUAGAAGAGUGAAGGUUUGUCUCACUAGGUAAGUAAUAAUGUGUGCAGGCCACCAGCGGGUACAACUUCAGCAAAUUCCCUAGUUUUAGAGGCAGUGGGCAGUUUUGGGUUAGUCCUUGGGGCAAGUGGCAAGAUAGGAGCGAGCCGGGCCACCCUCCAGCUCCAGGCCUGAUCAAAGGGCCGCGUCUCUGUAGCACGAACUUGGUUACACCAAGUGCUUUGCCUGAGGGUGUCUCAUUCACCUUCCGACCUCCACCUCCCUGGCCUCCUAUUUUAUGCCUAGAUGGUUCCGGUGCUAUCCAAGCUGCUAUUGCUUACUAAAAGCGGUCAAAAAUCUCCUCCAGCCUCUGCAGACGUCAGCUUGUGCUCACGAUGUGAUUCCGCCAUCUUGGGAUAGCCAGGUGCUGUCUGGGCUACUGAGUUGGCAUCUGAGUGUUAGAGGUAAGUGUUAAUUUCAGUGGGGACCGCGAUAACAACAGGUCAUGAGUGGCCGCCUCACCUGCCCGGUAUUUCUACUAGGCCUCUCCAAUACCUCCGGUAAAUGCAGUGGCAGACCUUCAACGAAGCCACAUUUGGGCACCACGUGUGGUUCCAGAGAUUGGGUAGUCACAAAUUGUGCAGAAUGUGAGUGCUAGGCAUUAAGUACAAGAAUCCUGCAGAAGUUCUCACAGAAUGCGUCUGGCUACCAUGCGAUUCAGCCCCCGUCCCCCUAAAACACAUAUUUUUUAUGCUGUUGAGCCAAAAGAAGUGGUUUCUCAACAAACUUCUCAAUACAAAUUUUUUUUAAAAGGAUUCAUCCAACCCAAAACUAGUGUUUUCAUAAAACACUGAUUUUGGUUAUAGUAAAUCUUUCUGUGUUGGUACCCCUACCCAAACGCAAAAAUAAAGCUUAAACUCGCCUCAUUUCUAUUGCUGAGACAAAGUACUCUCUCUGCUUGAUCCUCUUAGAAAGUAACAGGGCCGGUUGUCUGACAGCCAGGUGGAUGUAACAAGGUUAAUUUAUAAAAGUGCCAAAUUCUGUUGAAAUCUGUCCUUUUUGUAAAAUUAAAAAGAGGACACACUUCACACACAAAGCAUUAGCAAGCCCAAUUUCUUUAGGGGUCUAAAUCCUCCCUUUAAUUUCCUGAAUAAAGAAUUGUCAUGAAUUUAGACUAAAUUCCAAAAUGUAGUCAAAAAUUGCAUAAUUUGGAAAAAUUUGCAACUCUUUUGCUUUUAUAUUACCUUUUAGUUUCUGUUCACUGCAAUUUGCUGUUUUGUAAUAAGCACACGAUGUGCAUAAAAUUCAUGUUUACUAUGAUUGCUUAUAUUUUACUGAAGCUUUCCAAUCACCUCUUCAUCCACAGGAAAGUCCAAUCUUAUGGAUGCUAUCAGCUUCGUCCUGGGGGAGAAAACCAGCAACCUAAGAGUAAAGACAUUACGAGAUCUCAUCCAUGGAGCUCCUGUAGGGAAACCUGCCGCAAACCGUGCGUUUGUUAGCAUGGUGUAUGCGGAGGAUAGUGGCGAGGAGAGAAUCUUCUCAAGAGUUAUUGUGGGUAAGCGUGUGUCAUGACCGGGGAUAACUGAAUUCCAAAACAGAAUCUUCUGUUAAACAGGCAUUGUUAGGUGUGUUUGAAUAAACAGAUUUUUACAUUUUUUUUUUUAUUAUUAUUAUUUAUUUUUAUUAUUAUUCCAAUUUCACACCGGAUCAUAUUUUGAAAUUCAAUUAGUUGUCCACAGCACAUAUAUAUGUGAGCAGAUUUUGCAACUUCAUUAUAGACUAAAAACAACAGCAGCAAAAUAUGGGUGUUAAGAGGAUCUCUUAAUUACGACUUCAAGAAUAAACAUGAUUUUGGAGAGUAAUAUAUUAUACAUUUUAGAAUACUCUUGAUUAUCUGGAUGCUAUUUGCUUUUUAAAACUUUUACACAGUUGACAAUUUUGGUGUAUUUCUCCUUCUUAAUCCUGCUUGUGAUUUGUUUAUUAUCUACUAGGUGGUUCAUCUGAAUAUAAAAUCAACAAGAAAGUAGUCCAACUGGCAGAAUACAGUGAAGAAUUAGAGAAGCUGGGGAUCCUUAUUAAAGCGAGGAACUUUCUGGUGUUCCAGGUAUGCAUUGCUAACACGUUUAAAGUUCACAUUUUUUAGAGCUUACUACUAUUGAAAUUAUCAUUUCUUCUGUAAUCUUUUGUAGCUUUCCUGUAAGUGCUUUCAGUUUGUUGUGAUCUCAUUCUACAUUGGUGACAAUUCCAGUUGCUGAAUUUCUCCUAAAUGCCACAAUUAUUAUUUUACAUAGAACAUCGCUCUAAAGGUGGGUUAAUAUUGUGUCUUACUUAGGGAGCUGUGGAGUCCAUUGCAAUGAAAAACCCCAAAGAGCGUACGGCAUUGUUCGAAGAGAUAAGCCGAUCUGGGGAGCUGGCACAGGAGUACGAUAAACGCAAGAAGGAGAUGGUGAAGGCAGAAGAAGACACACAGUUUAAUUAUCACCGCAAGAAAAACAUUGCUGCUGAGAGAAAGGAGGCCAAGCAGGAGAAGGAAGAGGUUUGUAGUAGAGUUUUUGGGGAUUGUCUCUAUUAAGAGGGAAAGCACAGAGACAGCUAUGUGAGAAAUGACUGUUUAGAUUUAUGUGCUGGUAAAUAAUUAGGGAAGCUAUGAGGAAUAGAGUGCUAGAAUAAAAGAACUUUAAGCCUCAUGGUGUACAUUUCUGGAUGAUGAUCUGUCUUUUAGGGAUUGUCUAAUGAAAAGGCAGUCUAUACAUUUUACCAGGCAGUAGGUAUGUGAACUACUGAAUAAUACUGGGGAAGAAUAAAAACAAAUAAAACAGAAACUAUAAAACCUCAUACUGUAUCUAUAAAUCGGUGGAUCAGAAUCUGUAAUCCCAUGUUUUGCUGUAUGCAGGCGGAAAGGUACCAACGGCUGAAGGAUGAGGUAGCUCGUGCUCAGAUCCAGAUGCAGCUUUUUAAGCUUUACCACAACGAAUCUGAAAUCGAGAAGCUGAAUAAGGAGCUAGGCACGAAAAACAAAGAAAUUGAUAAGGACAAAAAACACAUGGACAAGGUGGAGGAGGAGCUGAAGGAAAAGAAGAAGGAACUGGGCAAGCUGAUGCGUGAACAGCAAUCCAUUGAGAAAGAGAUCAAGUGAGUGGCACCUAAAUAUUUGGUUUCUACUCCCACUCACCCAAAAUAAAUGCAAUGCAAUAAAUUGUUAUCCUCUGCAUUGGAUCAUCCAUUCUUUGCAGUCUUGUUAGCUGCCCAAGUGAUUGGUAAUAGAAAAAAUGGAGUUGCGCUUUUGGUUUAAUAGGCUUUAGAUUAUUUGGGUAUGUAUUUUUUGUAAGACUGGUUAGUGCUCCAGUUUUUCUAAUAUUUAAAGCUCGUGUGGUUUUGCACACAGAGACUUCUUGUGUUCUUGUUGUGGUCCUGCAAUAUUUGUAAGAAUAAUGCUCUGCAUGUUGGCUCUGUAUGGAGAUUCCAAACAGUUCCAAUAGAGGUUCAAUGUAUCUCGUAGGUUUCAUGUGCACUUAUGCUGAAGCAUUUGAUUGGCUUAGAUGAUCAGUAAUGAUGAUCCUAGCCAGGGGAGGGGUAUUAACCAGUGUAAGAAUGGUACUUUUGAGGCACUUAAGGGUUGGGUGGAUGCAUAAUCUAAAUAGUAUAACACUUUAACAUUUGAAAUGCUUGUGUUACUUUAACAGGGUGCUAAGAAGGAGACUCCCAGGUCCAGGGUAGAAAUGUCUCUACCAAUAUUUAAUUAGAUUUUAUAGGCCUCACAAAAAUAUUUUUGUUUUAAUAUGAGGGGUAGGUAAACAUAUUAAGAAUCCUGGGUAUUUACUGUCCUUUUUUGGGUCUAGAUAUUGUGGCAUAUGGUGCAUAUGUGUAUGCAAGGGUGUGGGGGCGCCAAUUUGUUUGAGCCUCUGUACAGAGGAAAUCACUCUCCUAAUCUAUGAGAAAACCUCUUCAGUUCAUUGCACUGUAGUAUUCGCUAAUGUAAUAUUAACAUUGUUUCGGAACUGUUUAUUCUGUUCUGUUCUUACGUUAGAAAAUAAAGUAAUAUGCUGAUGGAGAAAAAUGGUCAAUGGCCUUUUAUUUAUUCUCUCCCGCCCUCCCCCCCCCUUUUGCAGAGAAAAAGAUGCAGAGCUGAACCAGAAGCGUCCUCAGUAUAUUAAAGCCAAAGAAAACACUUCACACAAAAUUAAGAAGCUAGAGACUGCAAAGAAGUCCAUGCAAAACGCUCAGAAGCAAUACAAAAAGCGCAAGGCAGAUAUGGACGAGUUGGAGAAAGAGGUGAAAUCUGUAGAUAAGGCCAGACAGGAAUUUGAGGAAAGAAUGGAGGAGGAGAGCCAGAGCCAAGGUCGCGAUCUCACGCUAGAAGAAAAUCAGGUAAUUUUUAAGAGAACACUAAUCUUGAAAGAGCAAAAUUGAAUUGAAAGAAGGACACACCACUUAAUUUCCAGUUGACAGAACUGAUGAUGUUGCUUUCUGAUUGACAGGUUAAACAAUAUCAUCGCCUAAAAGAAGAAGCAAGCAAAAGGGCAGCCACUCUUGCCCAAGAGCUGGAGAAAUUUAACCGUGACCAAAAGGCUGACCAAGAUCGCCUUGAUCUGGAAGAGAGAAAAAAAGUAGAAACCGAGGUAUGUAUGCAUUCAUGUGCCUAGUUCUGAAUCCCUGAGCCCACCUGCUCCCUUUCUCACGUACCCCUUUUCUUUAAACUGAGGGCACUUUCUCACAUUACUCCUGGGCAGAUUUUUGACUGCCCCUAUUAUGGCUUUAAUGAUGUGUACAGUCAAAUUACUACACCCAAAGGGGGGUCUCUACCUAAUGAUGAUAUGUCUGUUACCGGGAGUAUUAUGGAUUUCCCCAGUUGCGUGGUAUUCAUUAUUUGUAUGUUUAAUUUGUGUUGAAGAAUUGCUUAUUUUCUUUUCUGUGAACUAUGUGAAAAUUAUAAAAAAAUAAAAAACAAAAAAACAAAACUGAAAUGUUAAUCUAUUUUGGAUAAAAGGAGAGAAAACAUUCUUAUACAUAGUUCAUCUAUUGAGAUCAACAAUGGCCUUAAAUUCUUUAUUGCACCUGUAAAGAAUAUAUGCUGUGUUUUUUCAAAGUGGUGAAUGAAGAAGAUCUAAAUGUAUGUUAGAAAUGGUUCGCUAACCACACAAGAUUUGAAAGCUAUGUUAUGGUGGUUCUGUUUGAACAUUUGUGGUGGUGUUUCUUGUUCCCUUAUACAGGCAAAAAUUAAGCAAAAGCUGCGUGAAAUAGAAGAGAACCAGAAGAGAAUUGAAAAAUUGGAAGAGUACAUUGCCACUAGCAAGUAUGUGAUUAUUUCCUUGCAGUGCCUUUGCCAUUUACUGCUAUUUAGAAUCAGGUGUGCAGGUUCCUGCAUUCACUUAUCCCUUAUCUAAUAUCACAUUUUCUUUACCACUGUAUAGGCAGUCACUGGAGGAGCAGAAGAACCUGGAAGAGACCUUGACUGAUGAGGUGGAGAUGGCCAAAAGAAGAAUCGAUGAAAUAAACAAGGAGCUGAAUCAGGUUAUGGAGCAGCUGGGUGAUGCCAGGAUCGACCGUCAGGAAAGCAGUCGGCAGCAGCGCAAGGCCGAGAUCAUGGAGAGCAUCAAGAGACUGUAUCCUGGAUCAGUGGUGAGUUCCCAAAAUGUGUCUAGAACCUCCAUGGAAAGCUGUUUGUGAAAACCUUUAAUAGUUAAAUGAAGUCUUCAGAUACAAAUAUCUCACUUUUUUUUUUUUUUGGUAGAAAAUACACUGUUACAAUACUUAAAUUUAGGAGACAAAAUAUUAGUGAAAAUAGAAGUCAUUCAAUACCAAGUGACAUUAAUGUAAGCAAACUACACUUUAAAUAUAGUUGCAAUAUUUAAUUAUGUCCUUUAUAUAUCAAUGUCUAGAUAUAGAUAGUUAGAUAUAAAACUCCUUAAUGAAAAUUGUCCAUGUAAAUAUUUUAGGCUUACAUCACUUUAAAAAGCGGACACUCUCUAAUCAGUUUAUGGUUUAAAGCAGACACUCUCUAAUCCAUGUUUUGAGUUUGUUUUGUAAAACAACAAUAAUGAUAAAGUAUAAAACAAUUAGAAAACUUGUUUGUAGAUGGCUUAGGUUGUGUACACAGUCUGGUUCUCGCCGGCUGCUUAUUAAAGUAAAAAUUAUUGCCAUUAUUUAUGUGAUGGCAAGGGAUCUUGGUAGUUUUAUUUUAUCAAGAGAUCACUUGAUUAAGAUGUUGUAAGCCUGGUUUAGAUGUUGGGUUAAGUGAUAUACUGCAUGCAAAUCACUAUUACUUGUCAGGGUGUGCAUUUUCAUGCAUGCUACUCUUCUUCCACCAGUAUGGGCGCUUGAUUGACCUCUGCCAGCCUACACAGAAGAAAUACCAGAUUGCAGUCACCAAGGUGCUUGGAAAAAAUAUGGAUGCCAUUAUUGUCGAUUCGGAGAAAACAGGAAGAGAUUGUAUCCAGUACAUCAAGGAGCAACGAGGCGAGCCGGAAACUUUCCUCCCUCUUGAUUAUCUGGAGGUAGCUUUGGUUUUUAUAUUCCUUUUUACUGACCACAGUGUGUUUGAACUAUCCCCGCACCACAGAACGUGAUUUGAUUCUUAUUAAAUCCUGUUGUUUAUCUCUCGAAGGAUGUGCCAACAUGCUAGCUUUAAAAUCUUCACCUUUAUAUGCAGCAAUACAGCAUGGUUUUCAUCAGUUCUAACUCUCCCAUGUGUUGUUUAACUAAUGCAUGACAAAAAAGGUAAAAAAAAAACUGCAAUCCAGCACAGAAAAACUAAAAAAACAUUACAAUAAAUCGGAACAAAAAGGGUGGGAAAGCAAGACUAAUUCCUUAGAAAGAUUUGUCCAAUGGUUUAUAGGUGGAUAACACAAAAAACAGGAAAGGCUUCCCCUCUAGCACUUUCCUAGUCUAUGUAAACCUCUGUCGAAGUUAAACAUCUGAUAACUGAUUGUGUGUGUCCCUUUUCAGUCGAAUACUGUUUUUGUAAUGCAUACAGAGUGCCCGGUUGGUAAUGAUUUAAACCAGGCAUAGGCAACCUUCGGCACUACAGAUGUUUUGGCCUACACCUGCCAUGAUGCUUUGCCUUCAUUAUGGGUGUAAAAGCCUUAUGGGGGAUGUAGUCCACAACAUCUGGAGUGCCAAAGGUUGCCUAUCCCUGAUUUAAACAAUAAUCCCUGAUUCCCAUGUGGGCCAUGCUUUCACUUUGAAAUUAAUGCAUGCUCCUUAAUCAUGUAUAGAGUAGAUUUACAAUGAUUCCACUGUUAGUUUAUGGUGUCUUUACUGCUCUUGUGAGUGGCUUUUAAGCUUUGCUUAUGCAUUUUGCAACCUCUUCUCUUUUAAUGGGGGACACGUAGCUAUAGUUGACACCUUGCUGCCCUGAAGUUGUAUUGAUCUAUGCAUGCGUACAUGUAUAGAAGUAUUGAUCGAAAUGCAUUUGUAAUCUUUGUCUUUGCUCUAAAUUUUGUAUCAACUUAAAAAAGCAAACUUUAAUUUCACCCCAUUCACCCAUUUUUAUUAUGCCUUUCUAUCUAUCUCUAUAUUUUAUUUUUUGCAAAAUCCUGUAUUUUAUUUUUUUUACAUUUUUCCCCACCCAAGCUGCAACAUGUUUUCAUUACCUUUCUAUUUACAGUACAUAAAAUACAGUAUGUCUAGCUGUCCGGGCACCGCUCAAGUAUACAACGCAAAUAAAAUUAAUCACACAGUGCUGAAUUCAACAUAGUGGAAGAAGUUUCAUUAGCACCUGUGUUUUUACAGCAUUCUCUACAGAUUCCCAAAAUCACAUGCCUGUUCUCAGAGCAAUACAUACAGAGUUAUAGAUGGAGCUGUAAGGUUUCUUGAACAAUCUGAAAAAUAGAAUAUAUGCAAAUAGCGUAGUAUAUCUAUACAAUGUAUUGUAUAUAGAAAGUAAGAAUAGUUAAACUCACAAGGCUAGAGUCAUACCGUCAUAUGACUCUAAAAGUAUGCUCCCUUGGACCAUUAGGGGGUUGUCCAAACCCUUCUUUCGUUGGUUUCUUGUUAUUCCCCCUGGUGAUCUUUAGAGUGUCUUCAAUAAAGAUGCCCAGUAUACAGAGGAUCUUGGAAACCUGUUGGUUAUAAGGAUUAUAGGAGUAGUUGUCCAACCAACGCUGGUAUGCUGGAGAUGGGAACCUCUGACUGGAGUGCUUUAUGUAGCUCUCAUUGGCUUCAGUGAUGAUCUGUUCAGGUCUAGCAGGAGUAUUCUCUAAAGUUCUCAGAGCAUCAUGGGAAAGUGUCCCCACUUUCUUUAAAAAAAAAAACAAAACAAAAAAACAACAAAUAUACGUAGUGUUUAAUAUGGUGAAGAACUGUCACCAUGUGUAUUAACCUGCAGGUUCCAUUUUUAACAUAUGAUCUGCAAUACUGCUGUUUUAUUGUUACACUUGCACUAUUUAAAAAAUAAAUAAAAAAUUACCUGGUGUUAUUUAUAUGCAUAAAUUAUAUUUUAAUUUUUUUUAUUUUUACGUUCACAGGUAAAGCCUACAGAUGAAAAAUUGCGUGAAUUGAAAGGAGCAAAACUAAUAAUUGAUGUAAUCCGGUACGAGCCCCCGCAUAUCAAGAAAGCUCUGCAGUAUGCUUGCGGGAAUGCUCUCGUAUGUGAUAAUGUGGAAGAUGCUCGAAGGAUUGCUUUUGGGGGACACCAGAGACACAAGGUGAGCAUUUGCAGUCCUGAAACCUUAGGGCAAGUGUGUAUUUUUUAUUGUCUUGUACCUCACUGUGGGAUAUCUUGGCACAUUUUACUGUCCCUUUGUAAAGCAGAUUUAAACAAGAAAUUGUUCUGCUUUAAAUACUCCAUGAUGCAAUGCCAGUUUCCUUUUUUAAUUACUGCUUAUCUGGGACCCUUUUUUCUUUCUUUUUUUUUAAUUUUGUCAAAUGUGCAUUAAUCCAAUCAUUUUGUUAAUGCCAUUGCAGUGACAUAAUGCAUUGAUAGUUUUGAGAACGCGCAGACAUUGUACAAAUUCCUAUACUUCAAAAUAAUUUCAUAAAAACUGUUGUAGCUUUCAAACAAACAAAAACUUGGAACACAAGUUAACCUGAUUAUUAAGUUACUAACCUUCUGUUUGUUUUAAAAAGUGCACAAUUUAUGUAUCGUGUGAUAAAUAAAAUGUCUGUGCCUUUAUCUGCUUGCUUUACUUAUUAAAAAAAGUAAGCAUAUAUUUUACAGUUUUUUUUCAUGCCCAGUGGUAUCUACUUAUACUCCACGUCUGUUGUUACAGACAGUUUCUUAAGUUAACAUCAUGCUUAUGACGGGCACUUUAUGUUUUUCCUCUUGCUAGCUCAGCACUCAUACUUUUUAAUCUCUUUGACAAAACAACUAUACCUUUUAAUAUUCAAGUUAUGUAUUAGUGUGUAGACCUGAUGUACCUGCCUAGCAGGUUUACUUUAAUAUUAUGUUAUUUUAACGAAAAAUGAGGCUGUCCUCUCUAGAAAUAUAUUCUUUGGUGCAUUGAUACCUUUUUUUUAUUUUCUAAAUUUUUGUGUACAUCUGAUUUAAUUCCAUUUCUUUUUUCUGUAAUCCAUUUUCUUUUUUCUGUAACACAAGCAUCUUAAGUCUCAACAAAAGAUUGACAUAUAUAUAUAUAUAUAUAUACAUAUUAGCACUUCUGAAUGAAAUGUACUGAUUAUGUACUAUGCAAUCUACUAUCAGCACAUUGUAAUGGUUUCUCUUUUUCACAGACUGUGGCCCUAGACGGCACCUUGUUCCAGAAGUCUGGUGUGAUAUCUGGAGGCGCUAGUGACUUGAAAGCCAAAGCCAGGCGAUGGGAUGAAAAAGCUGUGGAUAAACUUAAGGAAAAAAAGGAACGUUUAACAGAGGAAUUAAAGGUAGGUUGGACUCUGUGGUUGGUAUAUUUAAAAGAUAACUUCUAAUUUAUCUUCCCAGUACAAGAAACCUCCAUUAGUUUUGUUAAUUUAGGAUUGUUAUUUUUACAGGAACAAAUGAAAGCCAAGCGUAAGGAAGCUGAGUUACGGCAGGUCCAGUCCCAGGCUCACGGUUUGCAGAUGAGACUUAAAUAUUCCCAGAGUGACUUGGAGCAGACCAAGACACGCCACUUGGCCAUGAACCUCCAGGUACCUGCUACUGGUUAUUUACGUGGUUAUAGCAUGCACAGGACUUGAAAUGUUUAUCUUGUGAUUAGAAAGUUAGACCGUGAGUAGUAAUUUUUAAAACGCUUGUGAUAAGAGUUCCAGAUAAAAAGUUUUUUACUCAUGUAGGAAAAGUCCAAGCUUGAAAGUGAGCUAGCCAAUUUCAACCCACGGAUCAACGAUAUCAAGCGAAUAAUACAGAGCCGUGAGCGGGAGAUGAAGGACCUUAAGGAGAAGAUGAACCAGGUACGGAGUGUUUUAAUUUGAAUGUUGUUCUAUAAUGGUCUCUAGAACCCUGUGUUGGUUACCAGAAGCAAUAUUACAUGUCUCCAUUUAAUCGCUAUAUAAAUCUGUGAUUUCUAGGUGGAGGAUGAGGUGUUUGAGGAGUUUUGCCGUGAGAUUGGAGUUCGUAACAUCCGAGAGUUUGAGGAGGAGAAGGUGAAGAGACAGAAUGAGAUUGCUAAGAAGAGGUAUUUACUUUGCUGCCCAUUUUUCCUUAAGCGAUGUUGUUAUUUGUACUUUAUUAUUAACCUAUUUCACUGCACUUUACAAAUAUACAGUGGAGCCCUACGGAAACAAACUUACAGUAAUGGUAUGUUUGCUAUGCCUACUUGCAAUAAGGAGUCAUGUAAGCAUAAUAAAAAGCAAAGAAAACAAAAACUAAACCAAACAGUGUGAACUGUCUAAUGGGAUUGAGAGAUGAUAGGCAGUUAGAGUUUACAUACAAAGCAGUUUAAUAAAAAGACUUGUUGUGGGAUGUUAGCAUUAUUGUAUGGGCAUUAUUGUAUUUGUUUAUUUGUUUUGUUUUGUGCUUUUUUUUUUUUUUAAAUAAGGUUUUGUUUGUUAAAGGGACACUCCAGGCACCCAGACCCCUUCUGCUCAUUGGAGUGGUCUGGGUGCCAACUCCCACUACCCUUAACCCUGCAAGUGUAAUUAUUGCAGUUUUCAUAAAUUCAAUAUUUACUUUGCAGGGUUAAGUCCUCCUCUAGUGGCUGUCUACUAGACAGCCACUAGAGGAGAGUUCCGUGUUGAUAGAACACGAUAAGUGUUUUAAAACGACGCUGGACGUCUUCACGCUAUGUGAGUACCUCCAGCGUCGUCAAAAUCCCCAUAGGAAAGCAUUGUAUAAUGCUUUCCUAUGGGGAGGUCUAAUGCGCGUGCGCGCCCAUUGCCGCGCAUGCGCAUUAGGUCCCCGCCGCCGCCAGCCACGCAUGCGUGUUAGGUCUGACAGCGGUGGAGGAUCGUAGGCGCUGGACUCCGGUAAGUCACUGUAUGGGGUUUUAACCCCUUCAGCAACUUGGGAUGGAUGUUUUCCUGGCACUGGAGAAUCCCUUUAAUGCCUGGCAUAGAAGCUGUUACACUGAGAGCCACUAGAUUGUGCUUCUGCAGUGAGAGCAGAGUCAGACCCGGUUUUUGAUGUUCAGCAUCCUCACGCAUUGUAUUCGUCAAUUUCCCUUUAAUGUACAUAAAACUGAGCAUUAGUUGAUAAAAAGGUAACACAACUUACAGGUGAUUUUCAGUUUUGUAUUCAGUGGUGUACUUUAUGGAAAACUGGUACUUCCGCUGUAAGAUUGCUUUAUUUCUUUAUGGACUUCGUUAGCUCAUGUAGAUCUUUCUCUGUAGGCUGGAGUUUGAAAACCAGAAGACCCGUCUGGGGAUUCAGCUGGACUACGAAAAGAACCAGCUAAAGGAAGACCAAGGGAAAGUCCAAACUUGGGAGCAAUCUGUGAAAAAAGAUGAAAAUGAAAUCGAGAAACUAAAAAAGGUAAUUGUAAAUAUAUACAUGCAGCUGGGGGGAUUUGAUGGGGGUCACACUCGGUUAAUUUUGAAUUAUUUAUGUGCUAUAGCAUUAAAUUGAUUUACAGAAUUACUUAUGUGAAAGUUUAAGCAAAAAGAACAUUUUCCAACAUUUUGCAUCCUAACCCACGACCUGUCACAUCUCCCUUCCCUCCAUUUUAAAAUAUUUUUUUGGCUGGUUACACUUUUGGAUCAUAGAUGCCUUUUUGUCCUUUCAGCAGGAAGCACGGCAGAGAUUUCUGGGAAUUGUAGUUCAGUUAACAACUCUCAUAACCUGAUACUUGAAAUAGAACUUCCAGACAUUCCUGUUCUGGCCAUAAUGUCAUGAUGUCCAGGGAUUUGUGGGAUAAAGUCGGAACUUUAAAAUGUGCUCUAGAGUAGCUUUUGAAAUUCUUUUUUUUUAUUUUUUUAAUUGAGGCAUGUGAUUCAUACGGUACAGAAAAUGGAAAAAGGUAGUAUAACAAGAAUACACAGCAUAAGAAUAUCAGAUUGCAUAAAAUUAUACACCUAUGCAGAUCAGCCUCCUUUAAAAAAGUAAAUAAACAGGCUAAGUAUUCUCGUCAGAUUUUACGUAAUAACAUACUUGAACAUGCUGAUGAAUAUGUCAAUAGAGAAUUGGGAUGAAAGUAGAGAAAUCAGGAUAUACUAACUGACAAUGUGACUAGUGUAAAUGAGAACACAUGAAAGCUGCAGGGCUAGUGUAAGCAAGAAAUGCUAAUAUCACAGUAAUACAGAGCCGUCAUCCGAUGCUCAAUUUGGGUAAGAGCAGUGCCCAUACUUCAGGAAUGCUUACCAGUGCACAUCUAGUAGGCCCAUGCGGGAAGCCACACCAUCUCCAGGCUGAGAUUAGAGCCAACACCAGUUCUCCACGGACCCAGGUUUUAGUAUUGCCCAAGUCCAUACCCCUCCCGGGUCUGCGUGGGUACCAGGUACGAUUGAUGCACCUCCGCUUCAGUCUCUUGCAGCCCCUCUGUUGGUGAGAGUAGUGUGGUGAGGUCUUAACUCGCCGGUAGAUCCCAGUAAAGGUGUUUUUUAGGAGACGUGGGAUCAGUGGUAAGGGAUUUAAUAUCUAUGAGACUGUAUUGCUCUGCAGAAUUAGUUGCACUCAUUAGUUCCUAUUUUAAGGAUGUUUGAGGGGUAAUGUUCCUGCAUUACUCAUGUUACUUUAAUUGCUAUGAGUGAUUAUUGAAGUACAUUUCUUGGCAGCUUCACUUUAUAAUAUCUUCAGGAUAUAAGCAAUAUCCGCGUUACCCUUAUAUAUCCUAUUUUGUAUUUGCUUUCUAUGUGUUUUUAGGAAGAGCAGAGACAUAUGAAGAUCAUUGAUGAAACAAUGGCCCAGCUGCAGGACCUGAAGAACCAGCAUCUUGCCAAAAAGUCAGAAGUAAACGAUAAGAACCACAACAUGGAAGAGAUCCGCAAGAAGCUUGGCGGGGCCAACAAGUCAGUAUAUGAAAUGAAAUGUAUAUCAACAUAGCUACUCAUGGAUGUAUUUACCAAGAUAUGUGCUUUGAGUAUCUGUUACAGGGUCACUUAUCCCUACAGUAGUGUCUCCAAUAAUUUGAUUGCUUCUAUAGUUGUUGGGGUUUUUUUUUUUUUUUGGUUAUUUUUUUUUUUUUAGACCAUACUUUGUGAUACACAAACUUUUAACAUGUUGUAGGCUAAAUCUCCCAUAAUGGACUUACAACACAAUGCUGGCAAAGCACCAGGGGAGAUGUAGCCCACAACAUCUGGGGUACCAAAGGUUGCUUACACCUGGUAUACACAACCGAUAGCCAAAUAGCAACUUUUAGACACACAACUCUGAUUUGCAAAACUUCAUCUCUUAUAGUAGCUAUUUUAGCUUGAAUUUUGCAAUUUGAUUUGCUAUUUUAGCUUGAAUUUUGCAAUUUGAUUUUCAGUUUGGCUUUAAUGGUUUGCCUGGCGUGAAAAUAUUAAUUAUGGUGCCUAACUGUUGUUUAUAGGGAGAUGACCCACCUUCAAAAGGAAGUCACAGCCAUUGAAACUAAAUUGGAGCAGAAACGCAGUGACCGUCAUAAUUUGCUGCAAGCCUGUAAAAUGCAGGAUAUUAAGUUGCCACUGACUAAAGGAACUAUGGAUGACAUCAGCCAAGAGGAGGUAGGAAGAAAAUAUUGCAACUUCUCAAUCUACGCAGGUUUCCUUUAGCAAUUGGUGUACUAUGUCUGAUUCCAGAAAAUCUGCACUGUUGAGUGCCCGUUUUAUACAUCAGUCAUAUAUUGCCAAUUGAGUUUCUGUAAUUUGUAUCGUAUUGUGAUUGGCAUUUCCCAUUGCUAUUUAGGUUACAUCAUAAUGUAGCUAUGCUGUAAAAAAUAUAUGAAUGUUUCAAAUUGGUUUUUAUUAACUCAUUUUAGGGUGGGUCCCAAGGAGAGGAAUCUGUAAGCAGCUCCCAGAGAAGCUCCACUGUCUAUGCUCGAGAAGCCUUGAUAGAGAUCGACUACAGUGACUUGUCUGAAGACCUCAAGGUGAGCAGAUAAGAUCUUCUGAAGCUCUUGAAAGAAUAAGAACGCAAAUGUUGCUUGCACAGAAAUUUGAUGAAGGAAAGGCUUAGUUCAUAAGGGCAGAGGUGCCUGAUAGGGAAGUGGUUCAUAAUAUAUCUUUAAUAAGGACACUAUUCCCAGGGCUUUUUAAGUCCAAAUUCAUUUUAUGGAGAACUACAUACCUCCCAACAAUGGAAGGUAUGGAAUUGGGAUUGGGUGUGCAAGGCCCUGAGGGGGCGUCUGGUGAUCCCCAUAAUUAUCGAGCCUGCCUGGAAUAUGGGUGGCCCACCCGUUGACAGGUCACCAGCCUUCAGUACCAUGUGGGGAGUACUGCUGAAGCUAGUGCACGCUGCACAGCUGUAGGGCAUCAAAUGAGAUAUGGGGACUGCUAGGAGGCCUGAAACUAGCACAAAGAUUUGCAAAGUUCAAAUUUAAUUUCUACGGUAAAUGAUGGACAAGGUAUACUGUAGUUGAGUCUGGAAACUGUGAAUGUCUUUAAGAAGGCUGUUGUAAUCAAGAUGGGAGAUGAGGGGCUGAAUUAUUUUUUGUAGUAUUUAUAUUUUUGUGGUGUAGGUGCCAGGACAAAGUGAGGGAUUAUUUGAGUGGUGAAAGAGGUCAGGGUAAUAGAAGACAAAAGCGUUAUGCUUGGUUACUUUGGAAUAUGGUAAGGAGGAAUUGUAUUAUUGGGAGGGGGGUGUCUUCAGGCAGUGAUAGAACAUCAUAGAAGAGAAUAACUGGUUUUUAAUUUUACAGUAACUUGAAUUCAAUUGAAUUAUUGUUCUGUUUUUUCCUGGCAGGAUGCAGUUGCAGAUGAUGAUAUCAAGCAGGAGAUGAGUUCGUUGCAACAAAAGCUGAACGAGCAGCAGAGUGUUUUGCAGCGUAUCUCUGCUCCCAACAUGAAAGCUAUGGAAAAACUGGAAAGUGUUCGAGACAAGUUUCAGGAGACCUCAGAUGGUGAGCUAAAUGGGAGCUAAACUAAAGAAUAUUGUUCAGUUCUAAAGCACUAGCCUGUCCAAAGGAAUGUGCAGUAGUUAAAUGGGCCCCCACCCAAUCUACAAAACCCUUGGGAUUAUGAUUAGAACAAGGAUUAAGUUUAUGGUUAGGAUAUUUGGUUACACCAUAUUCAGUUUAAGGCCAGGAAUGGAAUCUUGAGGCUUUGUCCUUCAGGGGUUCAAGGAAUAGAAGUGUUCUUCAUCGGUUAUGUGGUUUUAUAUUUGAUUUUAACUGUGCAUCCUUUGCUGCAGAAUUUGAAGCUGCUCGUAAACGUGCUAAAAAGGCCAAGCAAGCAUUUGAGCAGACCAAAAAAGAGAGAUUUGACCGGUUUAAUGCCUGUUUUGAGUCUGUGGCAACCAACAUAGAUGAGAUCUACAAAGCCCUUUCCAGAAAUAGCAGUGCCCAGGUAACACGCUAAUCUUUUUUUGAUAGCCUGCUUUGUUAGCUGCUUCCGGUUCUCUUUCUCACUUUGUCCCUUUUGCUCAGGCUUUCCUUGGACCAGAGAACCCAGAGGAACCCUACCUGGAUGGCAUUAAUUAUAACUGUGUAGCUCCUGGGAAGCGUUUCCGACCCAUGGACAACUUGUCUGGAGGGGAAAAGACUGUGGCUGCUCUUGCCCUUCUCUUUGCUAUCCAUAGGUAGGUGAUCAAACACACAAUUUUGACCUUUUAUUUUUUUAUUUUUUUUAAUAUGAACAUGACUUGUGUAUGUUUUAUAUACCUGUAUAUAAUUAGUAUGCUUUAGUAGUAGUUACACAAGAUGCUUUUGCUAUUUUUAAUGUAUUUCUUCAUGGGUGUUUUUGUAACCAGCUCAAUGUUACUCCUGAGUUUUAUCCUGUUAAGAAUUGAAUGUGAAAUUCUUAGUUGUGUAGAAGUGCUGUAACCUUUAGAAAGACAAGCUAACCUCAAUCAUUUCUCUGAGAAGAAUUGCAUUCAGUGCUUCGUGUAGAGAAGCAUCGGACAUCCACAAAGCCCAGUGUCCACUUGCAAAUCACUUUAUUUCAAAAAAAGUGCUUUUGGUGAUUGGAGUGUCUCUUUAACCCCUUAAGGACACAUGACAUGUGUGACAUGUCAUGAUUCCCUUUUAUUUCAGAAGUUUGGUUAAAAAAAAAAAAAAAGUACAGAUGGAGUGCUGGAGGAUAGCCAUACCUGGUGUAGGGAAUCAAGCAGGACUUCACUUCUGGCAUUUAUAUGUUCUAGCAAGCAGGGUUGGGGUUAGAUUUAACUCUGUGGAAAUAAAUGUAUUUUAGGAUUUAAGAGACUCUGUGAAUAAUAAUUUAUGGUGUGAUUCCCACCAGAAACCUUAUUGUAUUACAUUAAACUAUUAUUCUAAAACAGCCUUUCACAUCAUCCUGUCAUAGGUCAAUGAUAAUAGAUCUAUGCCAAUUUUAUUCCUAUUUUAUUUUUAUUUUUUUUCUUCAAUGGCUUACUAUUUUCAAUUCUUUCUUCACCCACAGCUACAAACCCUCUCCUUUCUUUGUACUUGAUGAAAUUGAUGCUGCUCUUGACAAUACAAACAUAGGAAAGGUAAGUACUUGAGCAAAGAUCCAUGUUUUUACCUUGGCUACAUUAAAAGCUAGUAUGUAUUUUUUUAAUUUUAUUAUUUAAAUACAUUAUUGAAUUCUGAAAUGUACGGGUUUUAAAUCCCAUAUACAUAUAUAUUGGGGAGAAAAAAUAUUCCUCACACACAGCAGCUCCCAAAGAUUUUUUUCAACAAUUAUCCCAGAAUGCCAUGCUGAAUAUGCAAAUGAAUACACAACUUUUCUCUUUAGGUUCAUUUAGCCAUGGUAUACUGCUUUAUAACAUUGCUUUUUACAGGACUCCCUGGGUUAGUUACUAAAUGACCAGACAUGGACUGCACAGAUUUGGCCUUCUAGGUCUCUGGACCAGUGGAGGAAAUCUCUACAAUUUAAUGAAACUUGAACCAAGUGGAAUUUGUUUACUGUGCAAAAAUAAAAAAAUAACAGAACUGGGCAGUACUAGAAGUAAUUUGAAACAUGACUAGCAAUCACAUAGCUGAUGGCGCAGUCAAGAGAAAUUGGGCUUAACACUGUUCCUAAGCCUCUUAAUAUUUAAGCACAUGGGGUGCAAAAUAGAAUGAGUCUUAUCAUAAAAAUAUACACGGCUAGGGGAAUAGAAAAAAAAUGUGUUUUUGGAGUGUUUUCAAUGCAAAUCCUUUAAAAAAAAAAAAAACUCCUAUUUUUAUCAUGAAAAUCUAUCCAUUUGAAGGACCGCUUUAAAUGGAAAGAUUUAAAGGUGCAGCUUCACCAUGUCAGUUCCUGCAUGUAACUCUUUUUCUAUUCGUAUCUUCUUUCUGUAGGUGGCCAACUACAUUAAAGAGCAAUCCAUGACCAACUUCCAAGCUAUUGUCAUCUCCCUGAAGGAGGAGUUUUACACCAAGGCUGAGAGCUUGAUUGGUGUAUACCCAGAGGUAAAUGAACAUUUGGGGUUGUUGGCGAAAACAGUAUACAAUGUAAAAUGGCAGUGCAAAAUUGAAUGGAAACUUUUCAGACAAAAUGACUAAGCUGGAAAAACUUGGUGGAUACAUUUUCAAAGUUAACUGUUUUAGUUUAAAAUUUAAAUGUAGAAUUCAAUCCCUGGUGAAUACAGACACACAGCAGUGGAUUUCCAGUGGAUAGAAGAAAUUAUACUGCGUGUUCCAUUAAACGUCUUAAGUGUGCAGAUCCUUUAAUACACGCCUGUGGUCUUUCAACCAAAAUGUUUUUUCUAUUUCUUUUAGCAAGGUGAUUGCGUGAUCAGCAAGGUCCUCACCUUCGACCUCACCAAGUACCCCGAUGCCAACCCUAACCCAAAUGAUCAGUAGUGAGCGUGUGAUGGAUUACAAGAGUUAUAUUUCACAUCCUUCUGGACAUUUUGUUACAUUUCUAUGUAUGCUCAACAAAUGUGUUUUGAUGAUGGGACGACCUUGUCAAGUGAUUCUUCUUCACAUGGGCAUUUGUACGUGUAGAUACCUGCUGGAAAGCUAUGACCUGAUCUUUAUUUUUAAACCUAUGCCUUCUUAAUUUUAAUCCUAAUUAUGUUACUUAUCCACUGGCUCUUAUCCUUUCUAUCUGAUUCAUGGAACUGUGUUUUAGAGGUCACCUCCUAUUUGGUUUGGAGGUGGAUAAUUUUAACGCUUUUAUCACUCAUGUAGCUGUAAUGGCUUUUAUUGUUUUUAGUGUAUAUGUUCUUGCAGCUGCAUAGAUUGCGUAUUGUUUUGCAAUAAAGAUCCUACAAGUAAGUCCUUCUUCUUUUUCAUCUCAUUCAUGUUUGUUUUUUUUUCUUUGUAUGAAACCUGUCCGUGCCAGCGAACAUUUUCCUGUUAACACCUUGAUGCUUGGCAGGCUAGAAAGCUGAGGUGUUAAACUUUCUCUGCUUCCUCAAACAUGCUACAUGUGGUAUGCAACUACACAUCAAUUUUAACUUCCUAAAG
Molecule: messenger RNA, 21388 nt
Organism: Pelobates cultripes (western spadefoot toad)
Lineage: Eukaryota; Metazoa; Chordata; Amphibia; Anura; Pelobatidae
Source: the annotation of a GenBank genome assembly